AAUUAACUGCCGUGCCACUGGGCUGGCUCUCGAAUUUUUAUUUUCAAGGGGAGAAGGGAGGACGUGAAGCAUUAGAGGAAGUGAUGGGUGGGUGGAAGAGCAGAACCCGGGGAGAGAUGUGAAUGGAAGGAAUGGGUUAGCCAAUGCCCUGUCACUUUCUGUCUGCCGGCCCUGCAGCAGCAGGAGGAGACAGCUGGGGAGCAGGGAGGGAGGGGGAAGGACCGAUUUGUGUGGGCUUUGUAAAGUGCCCAAGGUGUCCCCUUUGUCCACCCUCCCAGGCCCCACCUUCCUGGGCAGUGUGCAGGCCAGCCCCUCUCCAAACUUCCCUCAUCCUCGAGGUCCAACCAAACUCUCUGAAGCUUAAAACAGUUCUGAUACUUGUCUAUGGGAAACGCCUUCAGCGUUAGCUUUUAAGGAAACAAACCCAAAUCAAUAUCGUUACAUCGUUGUCCAAAUAUAUAUGUGGAAUAUUUCCGGACCCUAUUUGUGGGAGAGGUAUGGACAGAAGCAGCCCACACAGUUUGCGGGCGUCACGGCAGCCUCGCUGGUGUGAAUGCCCCCCUGUACUUAGACUGUUUCACGUGGAUUGGGUUUAUUGAAAUGUCCAGAGUCGCCUUUUCAGCUAGUAAAGCCGGCUAUGUCUCAGAGCCAUGUCUGUUCUGCGAGACACCAAUUUCUUUAACUGAAAUAGAACCAUUAACAUCCCCACAUUGGAUCACAGAGAAUGAAAGCCUUGUCCCUUCAGCUGGGGCCGGAGAGCCUGCUAUUGUUUCCAGAACAUGACUGACUGAUUCUGGUACAGCAUGUUGAUAUUGUUGACUGGUCCAGCAAAUCAAGAGAUGGUGAAUUCCAAGUGCUUGGUCUAGUGGGGCCCCUGCCUCUGCAUGCACUCCAGUGAUGGAGGGUGAUGGAGGGUGGUGCUGCCAAGAGAAGCAUCUAGAUGUCCUUCAGGGGUACCGUCAGAUUUGCUCUUGGAUAUCACUGAACUGUGAACAAUCUGUUUAUAGUGGGUUGUGUUGACACGGCACAGGUUUGUUUACCAGCCAUGCUGGAAGGACCCAGAAGCUGUCUUGCAUAAUUUCUACAAUCCCAGAUACUUGACAGAUGGAAAGAGAAAAUUCCGCCAUAUGCAGCUGAACGUUGGGCAUCACAUAGUAGAAUCAUUUUCCGUUAAAGCUUUCCUUAUGAGAUUUUUAAAAACUAUAAAAUGACGCAUGCUCCUUGUGACGGGAGAUACCGGAUGUGUAGAGGCAAAGUUGCGAGUCCCCGUUCCCUGCGCCCCAAGGCCUCAGUAGGUCGCCCAGAUCAACCUGGAGUAUGUUCCUCCUCCAUUCGACCUCAGGUUUGCUACCAUCCUCGCUGCUCGUGAGACUGUAUUAUGCAUCUUGCAAUUAAGACAAAUGAAGUUAUGUUUUUUAAAAUAAAGUUUAUUUGAAAAACAUUCAUCUGGUAUUAGAUAAAAGGCUCACCCAUUUGCCCUGCAAAAGGCUUUGACGGUCACCAGUGGGAAUCAAAGGAACCCCGGGCCCCAGUGGCUGUCACCAAGGACUUAGGCAAAUGUGCUGGUGGUUGUCAAACUCUGACCACUGGGAGGACCCGCCCAUGUCCUUCCGAGGACAAACUGUCAGGACAGCCUGCCCCGCGGUUGUGUUUUCCUGUGGCACCCAGAGUCAUAGUGUCAUGAUGGGCGUGUCUUUGCUCUGUGGCCCUUUCUCUCCGCAAAGGAAGUCCCUCCACAGGCACAGAGAGACCCUGCCUCCCUCCCCAUCCACACUUACGGGAGGGAGAGAGCAUCACCCAGGCCAGAAGCACCUUCCUCUCUCGAUGAGUCAUCUCCUUCGUGGACAGAGGGGAAAUGCAAAGUUAUACCGUUACCAUAACCACAAGUGCUGGACUUUCCAGGGAUGUUCUGGUUUACUACGAUUCUACCCCAAUGUGAAUUUCAAUUUCACGUCGGGAGAAAGAGGUGGCCGUCACCCAGAGUUAGCAGUGUGCAGCCGGGGUGGGCAUCCUCUGCUUUUCUUCCUGUCCUCGUUUCCUCUGCCAGCUGUAAGGAUUCAAAAGCAUCCCCUGCGUGUUCUUUGGAAGUAGCCUCUUACAGCUCAUUGUUAUUAAGUAAGGGACCAUUUAGGGCACAGUAAACCCAAAGUGAGAAAUUGAUCGCCUUUAUUCAGAAUUCUCUAUGCUUUUCGGCCAGAUAAUCAUUUCUUAAAAUAACGAAAACCACAGCAAAAAGUGAGCUCAGGGCAAGGUACUCAUCUGUGCUCUCCAGUUUAAAGCCACCGGCAAAACGAACACCCGAGAAAUCGUUAAAUAAAUACAAAAACCUCCCCCACGGCUGCCACAGGCUCCCUCUGACUCCUUAGGGGUCUGUUCUGUUUGUGUGUCAAUUCUUGACUGCAGGACGUUACUCACGUGGUUUUUCCAUUCUCAAAACACUUAGUAUCUCAUAAAAGCUUACAAUCUUACAAUCAAGUACAAAUUCUAUAAUUUACAACAAAAGGAGACACUAGAUCUCUAGUGACAUUAAUCAACCCCUCGUGGUUGUAUAAUAUUAAAAUUUGAAAAGUAAAAGAUCAGUUUGGAGCAAAGAAAGGAAAGCUACUCAUGGUCCCAUGAUCACUGUAAUCUUCAUUGAAAAGAUUAAUUUUCUGUUGUCUUGUCUUUUCUGGGUUUCUUCAAGCAGACAAAGAAAGAAGAUUUAAACAAAAGUACUUUGUGCAUUAUGUGUUUGCAAUUAGAUAUCAGCACAGAUUUGAACUCGGCUGUAGUUCAGAUUUAAAUUGAUACUUAAUUCUAAGGAUGAAAUGGUUCUCAUUGGCUCUUCCCUCAUCUCCCCAUUGAUGUGCAGGACUGAAAGAGCUGGUCUAGACUCUUUCCUUCCCCUAAUUCAGAUUUGGGGUCCAUUUGAUCUUCUUCACUCCUGUAAACUCAUUGACUCAUACUUUUUACUCGUAUUUAACUCGUAUUUUAAAAUGUUGAUGGUCCGUGGAGAUUUUAAAGGGAAGGAGGUAAUCCAGGAGCAUGUGCUGAGCGCCUGCUCAACCCAGGCCCCUGGCUCUGGCCCAGCCCCUGGCUGUCCCCUCAUGGUGGACCCUGACUACUCAGCCCUCCUUUCAGAUCAUUGUCAUCCCAGCUACUUCCUGCACAAACUCCAGACUUGCAGGCUGCUUGUGCUUGUGGUUGUGCUAAUAGACACAGCAGUCACUGUCACACUUGAAAACUCAGUGUCACCUCCUUGCUGGAGCCACUGCACGCCCACAGUUACCCCCCUUCCUGUCCUACUGUCCCCUGACUUGGGCCAUAUCUGUCCUGAGGUGGAGCUAUUUUUGCCCCUGUCUUCUCUCCUGUUAGAUGCAUCCUUCCUCAUUGGAAACGGGUACUACAACCCCCGUGAGGUGCUCUCGUAUUCUGCUUUCUCAGCACCGAGAGAAAUCUACAGGCAGGUAGGACAACGAAACUCAGGCUUCAGAAGAAUCGGGCAUGAAAUGGGGUUCUCAGGGUCACCCAGUUUUCUCCCCACUCGCUCCCGCGGUCCCUCUAUCAGAGUUCCAAAUGCGAUGGCAUUAUCCACCACCUUUAGACUUCAGCACUCCAGUUUAUACUUCACAACCUGCCUUGUUUACCCUUUGAUUAUCUUUUAUAUCCAUCUUUACCUAAAGUAUUAAGUAGCCAAAUAAGAUAGUGAUCUGAUGCUUUCUCAACAUAGCAGCAAGGCAGCUGGUAACUCAAAAAUCAAUUCACUGGGAGCGUCGAUAGCAACCAGAAAUGGGCAAACAAACGCAUGUCCUUUCUGCUAACAGGAUCGCGGUGUAAGUCAAGGGCCAUGGGUUCUGGGAAGGAUGGGGGAUUUUUAACUGUAUUUCUUUGGUAUCGGAUCCUCCUAGUAAUUAACACUAGGAUUCGUAUUGCAUGGUUCUGGGGGGUUUAAUCUGCAGCUUUGCUUGUAUCUUGACAGCUUCUACCGUCUGCAGAGCGAGAUAGCCUGUGUGGUUUUCCAGUUCGAGGAAGUGACUCUUUGAGGGUUGUUUGGGCAGAAGCCACACGCUACCACAUCUGGGGCUGAGUCCAGUUGUUAAUUAAAGACGAGCGACUUUCUAAUCUUGGUUUUCACCACCCGUAAAAGCAUUCAAAUAGAGAAAACUAAAUCUAUAUUUAGGUUUCUAGAAACAGAAGCCAACUCUGCUUCAACUUGAGCAAAAAAGAAAGUUCUGAGAAGGCUAUGGGAGCUAAAAAGGAUGGAAGGAAAAGCUGAGGAACCAGGUUUUGGGAAGGGUGGGACCAGAGCAGCCUUGGGGAUCUGGGCUGUAGGCACUAAUGGGGGAGUCUGUCAGGGUCUCGUGUUUCUGCCUGGGGGUCACUCCCUGCAGAACGCAGAUUUUGGGGAGAGGGUGGUUGUAGUUUGACCUCAUACAUUGCGGGUGGAGAAAUGAGGAUGUGACCAGAGAAGUGUGGGGUGGAUGCCACUGGCCGCUACAGCUCAGGAACACAGAGCACCUGUUCUGAGCUGGGCACCCUACGUGCAUCGUACCACGCAGCCACCACAAUCAUUCACUUGCUAGAUGCCGAGUGCGGACCAGUGCUGGUCUGAGGGCUCCGGAUGCAGCACUGCGCACAUCCUUGUGGGGCUUGUAUCCUAGUGGUGGGAGACAAUAAAUAAUGAGGAAAAUGGUGAGGUAUGUCAGAAGGUGAUCUGCGCCAUGGGAAAAAGAAAAAGCACAUCAAGUACAGUGGGGCGGUGGCUGCCACUGCAGUUGGGCAGCUGGGUAGCUGUCACUGAGAAGAUGAAUCUGAGAAAUACUUUAAGAAGCUGAGGGGGCCGGCCACUCAAACCCUGGGGGGCUAGUGGUCAGGCAGGGAGAUCAGCUAAGUGGCGGGACUGAGCCACAAGGAAGCCUGAAUGGUGAAUGAGCAGGGAGCCCAGAGGGAGGUGACAGGCUUGGGCAGGUCAUAGAGGGUCUUGCAGGGCCCCCCAGGAGCAGGGAUGGGUAGUUUUAAGGAGGGUCGCCCAAGUCUCCAGAGCUACUAAGUGGUAGGGCUGAGAGGUAAACCUAAGGAAUUCUAUGCUUUGCUGCACAGCCCACCUUCCACACUCCCGAAGAAAGACCCAGACUUCUGUAAGCGUCACCGCACCUCGGGGGAUUGUCCCCUAUCUCUGUGAAGCCCUCCGAGGAGGGAAGAAUGUAGCCAACACUACUGCUCAUUUGUCAGCUAAGUUGCUGUUCUUUUUCAGUAGUAGCUUCAGGACAUUUGAAAUAUUUUUUAAAAAGUAAUUAAAUAGCAGAAAUAGAAAAGUAAGUUCAUUUUUUAUCAAGAGGAAUUCUGAGGCUUUAUCUCAUGUUGGGCAUCUGUUUUAUCACCCCCAUCGAGAGAAGUAACUAAAGAUGAUAAGUAACUGAGACUUCGAUGCCCUCAUAAUCCUGCACCAGUUUUCUGAACGGAAUGACGAUUCUUCUGAUUAAUUAUAAUAGUACUUUUGGUUCCUGAGUAACAGUAUUUAAAGCAUUUUCUUAUGCUUUGUCUCAUUGUUCUACAAAUGGAAAUACCAGAUUGAGGGGAAAAAAAGCUAUUUCUUAGGAGGUGAGGGAUUUGACAGUGAUACAACACAAACAAAAGGAAGCAGGAGGAUUCUGGGAAAUGUUCCAUGACAUUCGGUACUUAUGAAGGAAGUGCAGUCCUGCGCCACAUAACGACGUCUCCGUCAACGACAGACCGCAUAUACAACAGAGAUCCCAUAAGAGCAAGACAAUUACAUCGCGAGGACAAAUCAGCAGUGAAUUCCAGCAUGAACCAGGCAGCUGUUGGAUAGAACGGUAGACGAGGAUAGGGGACGCUGAGCGCACGGACGCGCGUCGGUCGCCAGGCGCGGCUGGCUUGUGUUGUGACAACCGGCUGGAGACGCGGGACCGCGGUGGUGGAGCCUCUUCUAGAACAUGGCAGCCGGCCUUCACACUCACCGAAACCACACACUUCCUUCUCUCCUGAGUGGUUACCCACCGAGUAGCUCCCAUGAACAGCGCGUUCCUGGAGCUGGACAGGCGCCCCCGCGCACAGCCCGGCGCCCCGCGUGCCCCUUGCGCUCCGGCGCCCACCGGAUUAUAGGGUUGCAAAAUGAAUCGACCAAAGGUGGAAUCUUGAAGAACACGAGCGACUAUGAGGAGUUCUGGAAGCUGAUUCAGGAGGAAGAUGGUGGAACAGAAGUCAAACAAAAUCUCCAGAACAUAAAAUUUAAAAUGUCUGCUUCUAAACUCCGGUCUGUGGCUGCUCCAAGGGGAAGAAAAACCAGGCUGUCGGUCAAAGCUGAUCAGAGAAAAGAGACCCAGGUAUCUUCCCCAGAAUCAAUAGCCUGUCUGCCUCAAACACACAGAGGAUCUCAGCAGCCCACUCCCAGGGGCCUUCUUUCUUGGCUUAUGGAAUGGAAGAAAAAGUGUGAACAGCGAGAAACUGCAGGAAAAGUAGCCCAAGGCUGGGAGAAGAACAAGAUUCUCCAUAAAUCAGCUGAGAAGCAUUCCCGAAGUAAGAACUACCUCAGCUGCUUGUAUCAGAUGCGUUCUGCCUCUCUCGCUAACAUGCGCUUCUCCAGGAGCCUGCUGGAAGGAGACGGCCGCUUUGCAGAUGUGGACAGAGCCAGGGGGCUGCUGGAUCGCUUGUUCCCAGGCGGACACAGGCAGCGCGGCGUGCAGCCCAGGGAGACGAGGAGGGAAGACUCGCGGCCAGCUGGUCGGCAGCCUGCAGCACCGCCCCCCCUCAGCUUCCUGAAAUGUGACAGCCCAGCCAGUAAGAAAAAGGAUUCCAAUCAGAAAACAAGAAGACACCAAGCAGCCCCAUGUGGCAUGAGGCUAAGACAGCAAGGCGAUAUUGGACUAACUACGUGGAUUAAAAAUGAGACUGUAGCAUCCUACCUAGAUGAAGAGGAUGAAGAAAUGUUGGAAUUCCCAGAGAAGCAAUUAAAUGGCAGAUUUCUUUUUCUUUAAUUCAGAGUUAUGGUAUGCAAUGAGAGUACCAUCAAGUAACUAACAAACUCAUUAUAAAUGUGACAUUUUCCAUGUGGAAACCCAGAACCAUGGAUGAGAACAAACAGAAAUAAGAGUCAGUGGAAUCAGAGUCACAGAGAAUUGAGAUAAUGCAAAUUAUCAGAUGCAGAAAAUAUAAGGAUGAUUGCUAUCUUAUCAAUAUUGAUAAGAAUGUAAGUAUGAUUGAUAUGCUUAAAGAAACUGUAAAAAGAAAUUUCAGAUGAUGAGUAAGGACUAGGAAACCAUGAAAAUGAAUCAAAGAUGUUUGGAAAAGAAAGAAAUGAAGCUUUUAGAGCAGAAACAUGUAACAAAUAAAAAUAAAUAUUCAACGAGUGGGUUAAAGAGUAGGUUAGGCAUAACUGAGCAUAGAAUUAGGGAACUAUGUAGACCAAAAGAAAUUAUCCAAAAUACAGCACAAAAAACAAAGUGAUGGGACAUAUAACAGUGAGGUUAAGGGACACAGAGGCUAAAGUGAGAAAGUCCAACAUACGUUUAGUCACAGUUCCACUAGGAAUAAUCCAGAGAGUGGGGAAGAAGCAAUAUUUGAAGAAAAAAUUUUAAAAUGCCAGAAUUGAUGAAAGACAUCAAUCCUCAGAUUUAAGGAUCCCAAGGAAUCACAAGAGAAAUAAAUAAAAAGGGCAGCAUGUCAAGUGAGCUUCUUUAAAGAAGCCAGAGAGAAAAGACAAAACACUUACAAAGGAAUAAAGUUGGAAAUACAGAUGACAUCUCCAUAGCAACCAUGGACGAAUUCCUAGGAAAUUAUCUGAGUAAGAAGAAACGGAAAAUCCAAAGGGUCCUACAAUUAUUAAGUAAAUUGAAUCCAUUAUUUUUUUUUUAAAGAUUCCCACCUGAGUUAACAUUUGUUGCCAAUCUUCUUUUUACCCCCAAAGCCCCC
This is a messenger RNA of Equus caballus (horse), 7908 nucleotides long. RefSeq lists its product as uncharacterized. The record is from RefSeq and is a predicted model, not a curated record. Lineage: Eukaryota; Metazoa; Chordata; Mammalia; Perissodactyla; Equidae.